This is a messenger RNA of Antechinus flavipes (yellow-footed antechinus), 1570 nucleotides long. RefSeq names its product neurturin (gene NRTN). The record is from RefSeq and is a predicted model, not a curated record. The transcript has 3 exons. NCBI's taxonomy places the organism in Eukaryota, Metazoa, Chordata, Mammalia, Dasyuromorphia, Dasyuridae. Gene Ontology annotation, molecular function: receptor tyrosine kinase binding; glial cell-derived neurotrophic factor receptor binding; growth factor activity. The coding region runs from base 565 to 1185 and encodes 206 amino acids.
GAGCCUCCUGCGGCUGAGCCCUGCCGCCCCGGGGGAGCCGCAGAGCCGGGAGAGCGGGAGGGUGGGCGAGUCGUGCUACUGGGAUCCCGAAUCGGAGCCGGCUGGCGGGGCAAGCCCUCGGCACCGAACCCACGGGCCGUAGCCGCCGGGACCCAACACAGUCCCCCGGUCGCCCUCGGGACCCCCAGCCCAAACCCCUGCUCCGCCGUCGGGGAGCGGGCUCCUCCAGCUGCCCCGCUAGCAGAGCGCUCGGAGAUCGCCCGCCGUCUAGGACUUCUGAGGCCCCAGCCGUGUCCGCCGCUGCCCCCCGGGCCCGGGAUGACUGGGGCUCGGGGCUGAGGCCGGCGCCGGCGCCGGGACUGGACGGGGCGGCCCCCCGGCCCCAUGGGCCAGCCGGCCCAGCCCCCCCGCGGCCGCCCCCUUCGGGCUGGGCCGGCUGGGAUGGAGCCACGGCGCUGCCCAGGGGUCCCCGGGGCUCGGCCGGGCUCGGGUGGCCGGGGCCGGCGCCUCUGAGGGACAGCGCGGCCCGGGAGCCAGGAGGCCAAUGUCCCGCGGCGACUGACAAUGAAGCUAUGGAAGGUGGCGGCCCUGAUCUCGGUGCUCUGCAGCUCCAUGCUCUCGGUCUGGGUGUUCAGGGAGCUGGCCAGCAGGGACCGAAGACUUGGACCUGGUGCUCGAGCCUCGCUGCGCAGGUCUGCUCGGGCCUUGGACCCCCGCUGGGCCCUCAUCUCACAGUACCGGGCCCUGUUUGAGAGCUACACGGAAGGGGAGCUCCAGGAGCUGAUCGCGGCGCUGGUGGAGCGCUCGGGCCCGGCGGGGCACUCCGGCGGGCACGCGCUGCCCUUUCCGGGCCCGGCGGGGGCCCGGCGGAAGCGGGCCCGGCUCCGCCACCAGCCGUGCGGCCUGCGGGAGCUGGAGGUCAGCGUCAGCGAGCUCGGCCUGGGCUACGUGUCGGACGAGACCAUCCUUUUCCGGUACUGCAGCGGCACCUGCGAGGCGGCGGCCCGGAUCUACGACCUGGGGCUGCGCCGGCUGCGGCAGCAGCGCCGCGUGCGCAAGGAGAAGAUCCGGGCCCGGCCCUGCUGCCGGCCCCUGGCCUAUGAGGAGGAAGUCUCGUUCCUGGACUCCCGGAACCGCUACCACACGGUCAGCGAGCUCUCGGCCAAGGAGUGCGGGUGCGUGUGAGAGCCCCGGGCCUGCGUUGUCUACCUCACCGGGGGCGCCGGGAGGCCCCGCGGGGCCCAGGGGACCGCCCAACCUUGCCAGCCAACCCUGCUGAAGAGCUGUCGCUCGGAACCCAGGCCGCGGGAAGCUCCUCAGGAAGCCGACCGGACACUCUGGGCCCCGGGGGUCAGGGCGAGGCGGGAGGGCUCCCGGCCCCCUGAGACAGACGGAGGACGCCCGGGCUCGCGUCCCAGCAGCCAAAGGACUCUGGCAAACGGCGGUGGCCCUUCCAGGCCUGAUUGUAUAUACUUCCCUGAGUAACUGACUGACCUUGUACAGGAAAUUAUAUUCUAUAUAUGUGAAUCUCGCAAUAUCUAUAUCUAUAUAAAAUAUCAGUGGCCACUUC